Daldinia decipiens is the source of this 3167-nucleotide messenger RNA. Its product is annotated as mitochondrial carrier. The record is from RefSeq and is a predicted model, not a curated record. The transcript has a single exon. Bases 641 to 2638 code for a protein of 665 amino acids. Lineage: Eukaryota; Fungi; Ascomycota; Sordariomycetes; Xylariales; Hypoxylaceae.
UUACGUACUAUGCGGAACACACCAUAUAUUAAAUGUCUUACAUAAGGUAUAACUAGUAUAGAUAUAAACGAUAUAAACUGGCUAUGAACAGGCCAUGACGUUGUCGUUCAGGUUGCCCCCUCAUCGCUCGAGCCAGCCCGCGGCUCGGUCACAUCGUGAAGUUCUCCUCACUCAUACGCAUCCCAUACCCACGUCUAACACAUACCGACAUAUACUAACACACAAACAAUAUGCCGUCGGCCUUGUGCGACAUCGUCGAUCCAAUGGCGAAUAAACAGAUAAUUGCACGGUAGACAACAUGGUAGGCAACACGGUAGACUACAUAGUCUGUAUCCAACCUAGUGGGUUUUUGUCUCCUCCUAGACAAGACACGAUCAGCUAUCGACCAAACUUCUUAGCGCCAUAGACAUCGUAGGGCUACAAGGCAAGCGUACAUACACGACCACAAGGUCCCGUCCGAGAUUCGGUUGGUGUGGAAGCUGCUGACGAUAUUCUUUUGCGUCCCGUUCGUCCUCGUACUGUAUUCUAGAUCUUCCCGGAACCCAGAUCGGAACGCUCGUUCUUCGAUAUAAACCAUACGGGCUCCUUUUUACCUGUCCCCCUCUGCCACUUACAGCGCUGGGAAGGAAACUAGCCAACCAUGCCAUCGUCAGGCUUCGCCAAUUACACAGACACGCCAGCAGCAGUAACAGCAGCAGACAAGUUCCUCCCGGCCCUACACCACGCCGUCUCGGGCUCCGCCGGCACGCUCAUCUCGACAUGCACUCUCUACCCUCUCUCUCUAGUGAUUUCCCGCCUCCAAGCUCAACGACAAUUUCGUCGGGAGGAGAGAUUCAACAGCAGCAGCAGCGCCGGCGACACCACUCCCACAGGUCCGACCGGUCCCGGGGUAGCAGCUCCGGGUCCGGCACGGGAGUCCACGUACGCCGGAGUCACCGAAGCCUUUUCGCGGAUCUGGAGGUCCGGUGGCGGGCCGAGAGCGCCCUAUACUGGCCUAGCUCAAGACGUAGCCAAAUCUGUCUUGGACUCUUUCCUCUUCUUUCUCUUCUAUGAGUGGUUCCGGAGCGUCGGGCUCGCGGCCGGCGGCCGUGGGCGGAGGAGGAGAGGGGAUAGGUCGGCGUCGCGGCUGGGCGUCCUUGAGGAAUUGGCUAUUGGCGUGGCGGCUAGUGCCUGCUCGAGACUCUUCACGACUCCGAUCGCCAACGUGGUCACCCGCAAGCAGACGGCCUCGCUUGUCGACGGCGAGGGGAGGGAUCUUAGCGUCCGCGAAAUCAUCAAAGCUAUCCGGAAGGAGCAGGGUCUCGCGGGGUUCUGGUCCGGAUACUCGGCGAGCCUUGUGCUUACUCUGAACCCGAGUAUCACCUUCUUCCUCCAGGAGUUCCUCAAGAAAAAGACCGUCUCAGCCGAUAGAUGGGAUAACCCCGGCGCACGCAUGACGUUCCUCCUCGCGGCUAUCAGCAAGACCAUCGCCAGCACCAUCACAUACCCGUUCCAAACCGCCAAUACCCGACUACAAACCGGCAUUCCAGCCGCGCCCAAGAACCCGAACGGGGAUGCAGCACAAGCCCCUGAAAGAGCAGUCGAGCCCCCCACGCAGGAGACGCAGACACACCAUGUCACCUUCGACGAGGCAAUAUCCCCCAAGACAGAAGUCCCUCGCAAGGUCUCCUUCAAAGAGAACGUCGCGCCGCCGGAGCGGCUCCCCGGAGGAGGCGGAGGCGCCUACCAAUCGGACGCGCUGCGGGCGGCCAAGGACUUUGGCAAGAGCAGCGUGUUCGGCGCCGCCGUGCAGAUCGCGCGCGCCGAGGGCGUCGGGGCCCUGUACGAUGGCGUCUUCGGCGAGCUGGUGAGGGGCUUCCUGGGCCACGGCACUGCGAUGCUGGCUAAGGACGUCGUGCACAAGCUGCUCUUCAAGCUGUACUUGGUCGUCGCGGGCGUCUUGGCCGAGAUCCGGGCGCGCAGGGCUAGGGCUGGAGUUGGGGGUAGAGCUGUUGUUAGGCCUGUAACUAGGACUGAAACUGCCGUUGAGACUUCGGUUAGGGGCCUACGAGAAGCUAGGAUCGAAGCUGGGUUGGAACCUGAGGCUAUAGUUGAGGCCCGGCCUAGCACUCCACUGCCUCCGGUACGAAUGUCCUCGCCCCCGUCAUCGCCGCCGCCCUCAUUACUAGAAUCACCACCAUCACCACCAUCAUCAUCAUCAUCAUCAUCAUCAUCAUCACCACCGUCCCUACCCGAAGCACCAACAGCACCCCCCCUCGAAUUCAACCCCGAAUCUGAAUCUCUCCCUCCUCCUCCUCCUCCACCACCACAGCGCUCCUCCCCCUCCCCCCUCCGUCUAGCAUCUCUCCCGCCGCCCCGCCCCCCAACACCUCCACCCUCGCCCUCCCCUCCGCAGCACCAGCAGCUGCACUCCCUCCGCGACCGACACGAUAACAACUACGACCGGUACCGCUACGAGCGCCUCCCAUCGCCCCCGCCGACGCCGUACCCCACCGCGGGAUACGGAUACCGCUGGAGCAGCCCGCGGAACCGCAGCGGGGGCCGCAGGUCGUUCCUGGCCGAGGACGGGGACGGCGGGGCGAGCGUCGUGGUGGCGAAUAUGAUUGAUAGGACGCAUAGGGGGGUUAAGUAUUAUUGAUGAGAUGGGAUGAUGAUGAUGAUGAUGAGGGUUGGUAUUGGGAUGGGUUGGGUGUUGGAGAGGAAAAAAAAAAAAGGGGGGGGGGGGGGGGGGGUUACUUGACAGGUCUGUCCACCGCGCGUACAUCGAUCCAGCUUUCUCUUUCCGUUCCCUUUCUUUUCCUUUGUCUAAGGGGGGGAAAGUCUACUCUACUACUUCACGGAUGGGUUGAGACUGAUAUUCACCCCUUUCCUUUCCUUUCCUGUUCAAUCUCCUUGCUGUACUCGGACACGGGGGGAGAGGGGGGGGGAUCCAAAAGACGGGUUUGUUUAUUUUGGGCAUUCGGGGCCCUGGAGUUGGGGGAUUGUAAAUCUGGGUACAUGUUUGCGAAAGGUCGGGGGGCGGUGCCGGUCGAAAAGAGUGUAUGACAGGCUGCAUCAUGUACGAGGUUUGCGACGAUUCAACUUUGGGCUGGGCUUGGGUUUGGGAAUGGGUUGCUGGAAUACAGGAUAUGGUAUCAGGCAUAGCGUACCUAACGGCAGGAUGGGUC